Engraulis encrasicolus (European anchovy) is the source of this 3069-nucleotide messenger RNA. RefSeq lists its product as uncharacterized. The transcript has 2 exons. NCBI's taxonomy places the organism in Eukaryota, Metazoa, Chordata, Actinopteri, Clupeiformes, Engraulidae. Gene Ontology annotation, molecular function: RNA polymerase II cis-regulatory region sequence-specific DNA binding; DNA-binding transcription factor activity. Gene Ontology annotation, biological process: regulation of transcription by RNA polymerase II. The coding region runs from base 205 to 2286 and encodes 693 amino acids. The record is from RefSeq and is a predicted model, not a curated record.
CCUUUAACUCGAAGGGUGUCGUGUGGUAGAUGUUAAACCGUUUCAAUUAUUUCCAGAAUAUUUGCACAUUCAGUAUGAUGUGCGAGGUUCUUGCUAUGAUUCACUUGAUAUAGGUCGAUAUAACUUUCAUUUAACAGAAUCCAAAGGCUUGUCUCAUGAGUUUUGUGAGCAGUGCCCUGUGCUCACGAUUUUUUUGAUGUGGAAAUGGAAGCUGCGGGUGUGCGACAUCCAGUCAGCGACUACCGAGCUUAUCCUCGAAAAAGAAGAAACACAUCGAAAGUAUGGCAGUUCUUUAACAUAGUCGGCGAAGAAGCGAUCUGUUCGCUUUGCAAUGCCUCCUUUACUUAUCACGAGACAUCCGGGACAUCCACAUUGUUGAUGCACCUGAGAAGAAAACAUGCAACCCAUAUCCAAGACGGGGGCAUAAAAAAGGAACCGCACAGGACACCCACGUCACUGCUGCACUCUGAGCUCCAGAAGCCAGCGACGGGGCCACCCACCCCAUGGAGCCUACUACAACAGGCACAGCCUGCCUACUGUGUCGACUGCCAGACCAAAUUCCCGGACAAGAAGUCGCUGGAGGACCACGAGUGCCCUGGCGUGAAAUUCAUUUGCACCUGCGGCUCCGGCUUCACCAAUUACCAGGACAUGCUCCUCCAUCGCAACGGCCACUACGACACGAGCUCCUUCCAGACCGGCCACAUGGCCAUCUUCAAGCAACGUACCAAGGACACGGAGCUGCACGAGAAGAAGCUGCAGAUGAUGAAGAGCAUCGAUAAGCAGCUCACGGCUUCCCCCGCCCCUCCGGCAGCGGCGCAGCAGCAGCCGCAGUGCAGAGAACUGGUGCCCGCGCGGUCUGGUGCCACCGUAAACCUCAGGGCUUAUUUCCAACCGGCGGUACAAAUCGCCACCAAAAUGAAGUUCAGCCGUGGGAACAAGUACAUGUGCGGCACGUGCCGAGUGGUUUUCUGGGAGAAGAAGUUGCUCCUGGAGCACAUUGCCACUCACCUUCCCACACACAUUUACGGCUGCCAACAGUGCGGCCUCCUGCUGAUCAGUGGCAGCCCUCCCUCCCCCACUCACUCAUGCGGCACGUACCAAGCCAGCCGCCGCGAGCGUUUCACCAAGGGUCACAUCAUCGGUAAUGUGCUUCAGCCAAAACCGAGUGGCCUCACGCGCUGCCCUUACUGCCCCACGACGUUUUUCAAACCGUGGUUUAUAGCCCGGCAUAUAAAGAAAGCGCAUGCUGGCAAACCGGUGCCUCGUGUACCUGUGAGUAAAAAGUUCGAAAAUCCAGUGUAUGGAUUUGUUGCAAACCCUGCGCCGUCUGCGGCACCUGGAUUCCCAAUGUCGUCGCAGUCUGCGAUGCCUGGAUUCGCAGUGCUGCCUGCAAUGCCUGGAUACGCAGUGCCGUCUGCGAUGUCUGGGUUCGCAGUGCCGCCUGCGAUGUCUGGGUUUGCAGUGCCGUCUGCGAUGUCUGAAUUCGCAGUGCCGCCUUCGAUGUCUGGGUUCGCAAUGCCGUCUGCGAUGUCUGGGUUCGCAGUGCCGUCUGCGAUGCCGGGGUUGGCAGUACCGCCUGCGAUGCCUGGGUUCGCAAUGCUGCCUUCGAUACCUGGAUUAGCAAUGCCAUACGAUUCAAUGAUCAAUAAACCAGCAGGCUAUGAAAUGAUAACUCACAAUGCAGCACCGCCUGAUGAGAGUAGCCUUCCACCCACGAAGGAAGAGCAGCAGAAAGCAUCAAAGAUAGCAGCCAUCCUGGAGAUGAUCGCACAAGCACGCGAACGUGAACGUGAACAUGAACGUGAACGUGAAGCUCAGGAAAGAGCUGCCGAGAAACGGAGAGAAGAGGAGGCACAGCAACACAGGGCAGAGGCAGAGAUCACGGCAGCAACAAGUACUCUGAAGGAUGAAUGUAGAUGCGCUGUCUGUGGUAAGACUAUGAAUACGAUACAGAUGCUUGUAAAGCACUGGUGCAGUAGGGAGCUGCCCCUGUUGACGCGGGACAAACUGCCGAGCUCCGUUUUCAAAUACACCAAUGGCUAUAAACAUUCUUUUAAUCGUCCGGCCCCUUACCCUGUGCCAGAAAGACCAGACAAAGACUCUGGCGGAGUGGUCACAGUCCGACUACAGACUUCUCAUAAUGCUGACAUGCACGAGCCAACGCUUCAGAAUGAAAAAGUGGAGCCUAGUACUGCGUUGAGUUGUCCAUCGUCGAGUAAGUCGAUCGCUGUGCAAACCAAAGUAGAGUUUGAUGACGGGAAUUAUGGUACAUCAUUAAGUACAUGAAUGACUUGAUUUUUUUCCCUUUUUCUCGUCAUGGAAGAGGUUUAGCGCACACCUACACAACAUUUAACAAGGUUAAUCCGGAGAAAAAUGUAAAACCAUGUCCAUCAACUUUGCUGGAGAGUUUGACAGAUGUCUCAGCAUCGGUCACAUUAUUAUUGAAGUUACUUAAAUGGCUCCCCACCAAUAUUUUGACCAUUAUCAUAUUUCCAACUGAUUGCUGUGACUAUUCCAUUACAUUUGCCAAAUGAAGAUUAAGCUUACAGUUGAGGUGAAUUAAGUGCUUUUAAGGAGUGUUGGCCUUGAAGAGUGGUUUAGCAGGGAAGAGAGUGGAGAGGGGUCUGCACUAGAGCACAUUUUCUCUUCUUUUACAGGUUACAUACAUCUUUCCUGAUGAGUUGAAAAUGUUUAAUGCAAGCCCACCAUCAGUUUCAGAGUACUACUACGGUGAGGGUUUUUAAUCAUGCGGAAAUGUGCUGGGGUUUUUUCCCUAGACGUUAGUCUGACAUGGUGCAGACUUAUCUUUUUAAAUUGUAGAGUUUUUUUCAGCUCAUAUUGCAUUUGUCUCAUGUACUACAGCAGCAGAAUCUACAGCUCUAUAGUAAAGUGCUGUUUAUGUUUGGUUGCAUCCCAUUUUAAAACAUGGUCCACUAAGAAUAAAAAAAUAAUUAAAAAAAAACCUUUGUCAACUGAAUAAAUUAGCGGUAGUCUAUAUUUUGUCAUCGUAGGCAGGUGUCUUUUUCUUCAGACUAAAAUGGUAUUAAAAAGGUUGGAUUUAAAGGUGCG